Molecule: messenger RNA, 361 nt
Organism: Mucor mucedo
Lineage: Eukaryota; Fungi; Mucoromycota; Mucoromycetes; Mucorales; Mucoraceae
Exons: 3
Coding region: 20-352 (110 amino acids)
Biological process (GO): protein N-linked glycosylation
Cellular component (GO): endoplasmic reticulum membrane
Molecular function (GO): GDP-Man:Man(3)GlcNAc(2)-PP-Dol alpha-1,2-mannosyltransferase activity
Source: RefSeq, a predicted model, not a curated record
UUUUUUUUUUUUACACUUGAUGGACUUUUCAAUAGCAUUUUGGCUCACCCUGCUGGCCAUUACGAUCUGGCUGACAUGGUCAGCACUAAAAUUUUACGUAAAGAGCACGAUGGAUGAGAAUCGAGUUCAAAUUCUGCAGGACUUGGGACCUGUAGCCGCACAAAUUCAACACCCUUCUUUUGUAGGCUUCUUUCAUCCUUACUGUAAUGCAGGCGGUGGAGGAGAACGUGUGCUUUGGACUGCUAUACGCGAUGUGCAAAAGGAAUUCCCAAAUGUUAUUUGUGCUGUUUAUACGGGCGACACAGACGCUUCGAAACAACAAAUUAUAGAAAAAGUCAAGCUUCAACAUUGAUCUCGAACC